GAACUACUACAAAAAGCUUUUGGCGUUUCAUUGAAAGCCAGAAGCGCGUGGGAGAAGGUUCCUUUGAAUAAAAAAGUUUAUAUUUUUUUUAAAGCAGGAGAUUUGGUUUCCACAAAAUAUCGUAGUCAACUCGAUGCAUCUACCAUGCUGGGACAAGGCAAAACAGUUUAUCAAGCUGAAAUUGAUGCAGCUUGUGAAUUAGCGGAUUUUUUGCGAUUUAUUGCAGAGUUUGCUCAACGAUUGUAUGAUUAUCAACCAGUAAACGUUGUUCCUUCGAUACAAAAUUCGGUUCGACAUAGAGUGUUGGAAGGAUUUAUCGCCGCUAUUUCUCCAUUCAAUUUCACAGCCAUUGGAGGAAACCUUGCAUAUGCCCCUGCGAUUAUGGGAAAUGUUGUUCUGUGGAAACCCUCUGACACAGCAUUGUUGUCGAACUAUAUAGCAUUCCGAUUGAUGGAAGAAAGUGGAAUUCUUCCUGGCGUAGUGAAUUUCUUGCCUACAGAGGGUCCUACUUUUGGACGAGCGAUUACCAACUCGACGCAUCUAAGCGCCAUUAAUUUCACAGGAUCUGUUCUUACAGUCCACUGGUUGUGGAAGCAAGUAGGAGAAAAUGUUGACCGCUUCCGGAAUUUGCCACGUUUGGUUGGCGAGUGUGGAGGGAAGAAUUACCAUUUGCUUCAUUCAUCUGCUAAUGUGGAGCACGUUGUCAAUUCUACCCUUCGUGGCAAAAGCAGCUAUUUCUGACGGCUUUUCUGAUGGCACAUGAUCGUUGUCAUGAAGAAAGCGAUUUAGUGAAUGAAAGAAUUUUCAAGAUAAUUUGUUUUUCAUACAACAUGUACAAUACCGCAAGGCUAAGAAGCGAGGGUGAGAAAUAAAUCGUAUAAAAGGAGAUAGAAAAGGCCAGAGACACCAGUAAACUGAUCAUCACGGACAAGGCAACAACUUCAGUGCACUACCUGUACCAAGGAUUUUUCUUCAUCGUAUUACUGGUUCGCAACAAUGGUUAACUAUGGCGACAUGCUGCUGUUGGACGUUCCAUCGUUAAUGGCUGGUUCGACUACACUGGUGUUUCCUGGGCUCCAGAGUACUACACCACCAAGGCUCCAAAGUACAAGUCGAAAACUUAAUCUGCCCCGAGUCACAUCACGCAAGCGCCUGAGUACUGCACUGAGUCUUCCAAGUUCUACAACACCAAAGUUCAAGCUACUACACCGAGUCUCCAGAUAUUCACCAUCAGAGCGAUCUUCACCGAAGUGUCCAAGUACUAGACUACAACCUACUGCAGCUCACUGUGUGUCACAACUGUCUUCUUUACCGUAUUAAAUCGGUUUCCAAUCAUGGAUAGCGCUGAUAUGUGAUAUAUUGUUUAAGGCUGGGUCGACCACGGGUGCACUGAUGUCUCCUGGAUAUGGCCGAUACCAAAUCACCACAAGCUGCCAUACUUCACAACAACGAGGUCCAAGUACUAAACCACUGUGGGAUGGAAUAUUACAAGACUGCUGCUACUUUCUACUACACCAAGGCCCCUAAUCCCCUACUGGUUGUCUACUGAAAUCACCUCCAUACUCAAGUUUGAAAAAAUAAGUUUUGAUUUUCGCAACAAUUUUAUUUAACUUUCUAAAAAUAAAACAUUCAUGGUUCGUAUGUGUGAUAAACUUUUAUAAUUAAAUAAAUUGUUUUCUACUGCCAAAUAGUGUAUUUUUUAAUAUAAUCAUGAAUGGUGUACAGACCUGAAAAAUGUCUGUUUCUAGUCUGUAAAAUAGUCAACUCAACGAGCUGCUUUUGGGGAUUGGGAAAAUGAUGUUGUUCGAGCAAAUAGACAAUUUUCCAUUUCUAGUAAUGUUAAUACAAAAAUUACGCGUAGAUGUUUUUUUCGUUAGGAUCCACUCCCCGGCGUUUAAAAAAUGCCCGAAGGACAUUACCGAAGGAAUCUUGUUC
This is a messenger RNA of Daphnia pulicaria, 1935 nucleotides long. Its product is annotated as delta-1-pyrroline-5-carboxylate dehydrogenase, mitochondrial-like. Gene Ontology annotation, cellular component: mitochondrial matrix. Lineage: Eukaryota; Metazoa; Arthropoda; Branchiopoda; Diplostraca; Daphniidae. The transcript is spliced from 10 exons. The record is from RefSeq and is a predicted model, not a curated record. Gene Ontology annotation, molecular function: L-glutamate gamma-semialdehyde dehydrogenase (NAD+) activity. The annotation marks the transcript as partial.